UAUUCCAGACCUAACCUAUUUAAUACUGGCUCUGGAAAAGAAAACAUCAAACGCAAGUUUCGGCAAACUAGCGAAAAUCUGUAAAGAAUAUUUAUACCAAAUUGUCCAUUCUUCAUCUAUUAAUAUGGCUGAUCGACUGACCCAAUUGCAAGAUUGUAUUAAUCAGCAGGCCGAGCACUUUUGCAAUAGCAUUGGGAUUCUUCAACAAUUUGCGCCCCCCAGCAAGUUCCCUAAUUUUGACCGCAGUGGAUCACAAACACCCCAACAGCAAACUCAGGAAGACUAUGUUCAACUGUUCACCACCCUUAUUUCCCGAUGUGCUAAAGACAUCGACACGCUUAUUGAGUCGCUGCCCAGUGAAGAGAAUUCCACAGAAUCGCAGUUAUCGAGCUUACGGCAGUUGGAACAAGAAAACCAGGACGCAGCUGACCGGCUGGAUGCAAUAGUACGGUCAGGCCAGGAGCUGCUGGAAAAAGUCCAACUGGCCCUUAGUGAUAUUGCACAGGCUCAGCUAGAUAUGCAGCAUCUCACAAAAACAGCCGCGGGAGGGACAGAAUGAUUAAGGGGGAUAAGGAGAGUGCGAAAUGUGAACAAUAUAGGGAGUGGACAGGGCGAAGGCCCAAGCAGUGAUGCGCUGGCAAAUAUUGCAUGUUCUUUUGAAAACAAUGACCUUUUCCUGAACUAAUCAGGAGCUCUUAAAGGUAACAACAUUUAUUAAACUGUACAAAAUCUUACACGUUUGAAUUUCAAACCAUUGCCUAAAUUCUGUGUAGUAGUCGAUUGUAGUUUCAAUUUUUAAUCAGUGAAUGUGGACGAUCUGUAAAACACUGUUGGUCGGGGUUUACGCAAUGAUAAAAACAACAAACCUAAUUGACAAAGUUUUGGAAUUUUACAAACAUUGUAUUGCUUUCACCCAUAGAUUAAAUAAAUUUAAAAAAGUC
Molecule: messenger RNA, 941 nt
Organism: Dendroctonus ponderosae (mountain pine beetle)
Lineage: Eukaryota; Metazoa; Arthropoda; Insecta; Coleoptera; Curculionidae
Gene: MED21
Product: mediator of RNA polymerase II transcription subunit 21
Biological process (GO): regulation of transcription by RNA polymerase II
Cellular component (GO): mediator complex
Molecular function (GO): transcription coregulator activity
Source: RefSeq, a predicted model, not a curated record